This is a messenger RNA of Cetraspora pellucida, 275 nucleotides long. The record is from the annotation of a GenBank genome assembly. Lineage: Eukaryota; Fungi; Glomeromycota; Glomeromycetes; Diversisporales; Gigasporaceae.
AUAAAAGACCCGAAAUCAGAUGCAAAGUUUCACAAUUACUUUUGGAUUUGAUGAAUAUCUGCUUAGAUGCUGAGCCUCAAAACCGACCAACCGCUAAAGAGUUAACUAAGGAGUUGCUACAACUUUUAAAAGAUUUGCGAAAUUAUGAAUCCAAAAUAUAUAAGCAAUUUAAAGAAAUUGUAGAUUCAGGCAAAUAUUCAAAUAAAGUCACAUCAAUACGACUUAACUACCAGGCACAAACAAGUUAUUUAUACGAAUCGGCUUUUGAAUUGUAA